AUGGAAGAUUAAACCAGUACAUAAAUGAAAUAAUAAAUGAAUAAUGGUUAUUGUAGUCAUGUGUGGGUAAAAUGUAAGCAGAUCAUGUGCCGGGGUGUGAUUUAAUUCGAAGGCAGAAUUAGUUGUGAACUUUCUUGCCGGUCCCAGUGUGCGUCGCCAUCUUGUUUUGACGUCACUCGCUAACUAAAGACUCCGAGUUAAAAUUCCGAGUUAAAGUGGUGUUUUGUUUUUUCCACUUCUCUGAGGGGAAUUACAGGUUGUGAUUUCGAAGCAAACUCGGAAUUAGUGUUUGGACUUUGAGGCUAAUUUAUAAGCAAGCGCCUUGUGUUGCAAAAUGGCCGAGAAACUCCAAGCGCUAAAGCAGCACGUUUGCUCUUCCAUUGACGAGGGCAAGGAGAAGCUGCACCGGCUUGGAGACGCGAUAUGGAGUCACCCCGAGCUGGCCUAUGGGGAAAGACAUGCCCAUGAAACUCUGGUCCACUUUUUCAAGCAGGAGAAAGGAUGGACCGUGGAGGAACACUAUAAACUAGAAACGGCUUUUCGAGCCACGUGGGGAGGUGUAGAUGGGGUAGACGGUGGCUCUGGGUUGAAUGUGGGCUUCCUGUGUGAGUAUGAUGCUCUGCCUGCUUUAGGUCACGCUUGCGGUCACAACCUGAUAGCAGAGAGCGGAGCAGCUGCAGCACUCGGCCUGAAGGCGGCGCUGGAGAGCGAAGGGGCGUGUCCUGUUCCAACUAAGAUAACCGUGUUGGGAACUCCAGCAGAAGAGGACGGAGGCGGGAAAGUGGAUUUGCUGCGAGAAGGAGCUUUCGAGGGUCUCGACGUGGUGUUUAUGGCUCAUCCCACUCAGAAGAAUGCUGCCUAUCUACCAGCCAUGGCUAUACAGGGCGUGCUGGUGAAGUACCACGGGCGUGCAUCUCAUGCAUCAGCAUAUCCCUGGGAAGGAGUAAAUGCUCUAGAUGCAGCCGUCCUGGCCUACAGUAACAUCUCGUCUCUACGCCAGCAGCUCAGACCUGACUGGAGGAUCCACGGUAUCAUAAAACACGGCGGUGUGAAACCCAACAUCAUCCCGGACUACACCGAGCUGGAGUAUUACUUGCGCACCUCGUCGCACCAAGACCUGCCCAACAUCAGAGACAAAGCCGAGGCCUGUUUUCGCGCCGCCGCUCUGGCCACGGGAUGUGAGGUCGAGAUCCUGUUCGAUAAGAACGAGUUUUAUGAAGUCCUGAGGAACGGCACCCUGGAAGACCUGUAUGAGCAGAACGGGAAAGCUCUCGGAAUGACGUUCACCACAGAGGGUUUUUCAGGCUCUACAGAUUUCGGGAACGUGAGUCACGCCGUUCCAGGGAUUCACCCUUAUUUCUACAUCGGCUCCGAGGCACUGAACCACACAGCGGAGUAUACAGCUGCUUCCGGUGCAGAUGAAGCUCAAGUUUAUACCCUGCGUACCGCCAAAGCUUUGGCCAUGACCGCGCUGGAUCUGAUCUUCAUCCCUGGAGUACUGGAUAAAGUCAAAGUGGAGUUUCGGAAGGCCAGGUUUGGAGAGGAAAGAAAUUGCAUCAGGAAAAACACAGAGAAAUAGAGACCAUCAACCGCCGUUAUACAGACAGCUGAAAGGUCCAAUAAUCAGUGACUCUCUUUUUUUUUUUUGCAUAUUUAAAUCUGGAAUUUUGAGUUUAUCCUGAUCGUUUUUUUUUUUUUUUGAUCAAGAACCACAUAGAUUGUGUCUCUGAUGAUAAAUAUUACUUAUACCCUUAUGUAUUUAAUAUCUAGUUCUCUUUACAAUUGCAAAUAUGACAAACUUUUUUUUCCUGUAACGUAAAUCAGACAAAAUAAUAUAAAGGUUAUAACAUUUAUUGUGUAAUUCAUGAAUCCAUUGGCAACCACGAUAUCGGUUACACGAGGUAACGUCCAAGCCGAUCUACUCAAGAUCUGAUUGGCAGUCUGAGUUUGGAAAUGAAUCUUUUUUUUAUAUAAUGGGGUGAGUUUUUAUUUUCCCUUCUUCCAUUCAAUUCUAUAUGAGUUUCAGACUAAGUAAUUUGAUGAUGAAUUGCUUUUUAGUUCACCAGUGUUUUGUCAGAAUCCACACCAGGAUGAUCGCCGCUGUGGACCUUCGCCUAGGUGAGGAAUAACAUCACAAAGUAACGAUUCUACUCUCGGUUUGAUAUUUUAGGCGACUUUAACAGAUGCUGAGCUGGUGAUUUUCCCCUUCACUGAGG
This is a messenger RNA of Silurus meridionalis, 2216 nucleotides long. Its product is annotated as xaa-Arg dipeptidase-like. Bases 335 to 1579 code for a protein of 414 amino acids. Gene Ontology annotation, molecular function: dipeptidase activity. The transcript is spliced from 8 exons. The record is from RefSeq and is a predicted model, not a curated record. NCBI's taxonomy places the organism in Eukaryota, Metazoa, Chordata, Actinopteri, Siluriformes, Siluridae.